GAGUGAUCGGAGGCCGGGCGCGGGCGCGGACGGAAGCGGAAGCGGCGGCGGCGGAGGCGUCUGAGGCAGCGUCUGUGUGUGGCUCCUGCUGCAGAGGCUGCGGGAGCUGGGGGCGCGGGGCUUAGGGCUGAGGCGGCCAGCGCCCCGCAGGGGGCCCCGCGAUGCGCGAGGCGGGCCGGGCCGAGCCCGGGGCUGGUGGCCGGGCCAGGUGGACUGGGGCCGGUCGGGCGGCAUGAGCUGGGCUACGGCCCGCGGGCUGGGGGCGUCUGUGCCGCCGCGCUCGGGCCUCGGCCUCAGUCUCGGUUCCAGCCCAGGCCUUGUUGCCCGGCCUUGCUGACCGCCCCCGCGAUCUCCUGCUGUUCCCCCGCUCCCGCUCUCGCCGCCGCCAUGGCCUGGGUGCUGAAGAUGGACGAGGCCGUGGAGGCAGGUCUGGUGCACGACUUCGACGCCAGCUUGUCGGGCAUCGGCCAGGAGCUGGGCGCCGGCGCCUACAGCAUGAGUGAUGUGUUGGCACUGCCCAUUUUCAAGGAGGAAGAGUCUGGCCUUCCAUUGGAUGGAGACCCCAAACAGCCGCCCUUCCAGUAUGUGCUGUGUGCUGCGACAUCCCCGGCUGUUAAACUCCAUGACGAGAGUCUCACUUACCUGAACCAAGGUCAAUCCUAUGAAAUCCGGAUGCUGGACAACCGGAAGGUGGGAGACGUGCCUGAGAUCAGCGGAAAGCUGGUGAAGAGCAUCAUCCGCGUCGUGUUCCACGACCGACGCCUGCAGUACACGGAGCACCAGCAGCUCGAGGGCUGGAAGUGGAGUCGCCCGGGGGACCGACUCCUCGAUCUCGAUAUCCCGAUGUCUGUGGGCGUCAUCGACAUCCGGACGAAUCCCGGCCAGCUGAACGCGGUGGAGUUUCUGUGGGACCCCGCCAAGCGCACGUCCGUCUUCAUUCAGGUCCACUGCAUCAGCACCGAGUUUACCCCCCGCAAGCACGGCGGCGAGAAGGGGGUUCCUUUCCGAGUCCAGGUGGACACUUUCAAACAGAACGAGCACGGCGACUACACGGAUCACGUGCACUCGGCCAGCUGCCAGAUCAAGGUUUUUAAGCCCAAAGGAGCGGAUCGGAAACAGAAAACGGACCGAGAAAAGAUGGAGAAGAGGACGGCGCACGAGAAGGAGAAGUACCAGCCUUCCUACGACACCACCAUCCUCAGUGAGACGAGGCUUGAGCCUAUCAUGGAACCUGCAAUUGAACAUGAGCAGAAAAGGUCCAGCAAGCGGACUUUGCCAGCAGACUGCGGCGAUUCUCUGGCAAAGCGCGGCAGUUGUUCCCCGUGGCCCGUCACGAGCGCCGCCUACGCCAGCGACAGCCCCGGCCCUGCCCUCACGUUCACCGCCGCUCAGCACAGCAGCUACAGCGUCCCGGAGAGCAACUCCUCCUCCCCAAACCACCAAGGAGACGGCACUUGUCUGGGCAUCAACGAACAAUUGCAGCCAUCAGCAACCAUCCAGGAAACCCAGCAGUGGCUGCUUCGGCAGAGGUUCACCUCCUACGCGAGGCUCUUCACCAAUUUCUCAGGUGCAGAUUUAUUAAAACUGACGAAGGAGGACCUCAUCCAGAUCUGUGGCCCGGCCGACGGCAUUCGGCUCUACAAUUCCCUGAGGUCAAGGACGAUUAGGCCCCGCCUGACCAUCUACGUCUGCCAGGAGCAGCCCCGGGGUCCCCGGCUGGAGAGGCCGCCAGAAGCAGGCCACGGAGAUCACAGUAGCAAUGGUGCGGUCUACGUUUAUCAUGCGAUCUACCUGGAAGAGAUGGUGGCCUCAGAAGUCACACGGAAACUGGCUUCGGCAUUCAAUGUCCCUUUGCACCAGAUUAACCAGGUUUACAGACAGGGUCCCACCGGUAUUCAUGUCCUCCUUAGUGACCAGGUGGUUCAGAACUUCCAGGACGAGAGUUGCUUCCUCUUUGCCACAGUGAAAGCGGAAAACGGGGAAGGCUUCCAUAUCAUUCUGAAGUGAAAGCAGCCGCGCGCAGGCCUCGUUUCACCAGGGCCCGACGGCGGACCCGACUCGCCCCCUGCCGCUGUUUCCUCUAGAAAAUGCGAGGUGGCCUUGUGGCGCCCUGCCAGGAGGAGGGCCUGCUUCUCGUCACUGCCAUCGCCCCCGUCCUCCUGGGAGAGCGCCCGGAGCCACCUCGCUCGCUCCCCUCCGCUGUGUCUGCUUGGAAACGAAUGUAGCCCCGCUCGUCCCCUCUGCUGACUUGGGGAGGCCCAGGGCGGGGCGCAAUCACGUCGUGAGUCGCUCUGAAGCCUGCCCGGGACUCCGGAAAGCGAGCAGAAAUCAUGUGUGAGCGCGGGGGCCGCGGCGCAGAACUGGUGGACGGGCUCCCCUUCCCAGCGCCCUCGCUCUGCUUGUGUCCACUUUUCCCGUUUCUCCGUCAUUUUACUUCCUUCUUUUAAAAAAUUGUUGACGUCUUGGCCUGGACACCAGUAAGGGGCGCAGCGGUGAGCCGGAACGUCUUGUUGGCGACCAGAGCUCGUGACUGGGUGUCCAUCGGGGAGGCCGCGUGUGCAGUGUCUGUGCCCAGACUCCUUGGGGCGCUCCCAUUGGGUGUGCCCUUCGUCCUACGCCCGACGGGCUCCCCUUGGCUAAAGCGGCCGCGUCGGAGCAUUUCCCCCUUAGCCAUUUCCGUGGCAUCUUUCUGGCCAAACUGCUCAAAAGGCACGUCUGGGAUUGUUUUGGAGCUCCUCCGUCACGCCUAGUGUAGUAUUACACACUGAAGAUACACAUGUUGGCUUUUGUCCCAUGCAUGUAUGCAUGUCUGUACCCAUGUGUGUAUUCCUGGGUUUCUGGUGGAUAGGGCUGGUUCUGUAUCUUCUUUUCCUCACUGGGACGGGUUCUAGCUUUAAAAUCUGUUGUGCUUGUGUGGAGACCCCAAGGAGAGCCAACCCCCCUCCCCCAAGGGGUAGACUUUGAUUUUUCCCAUUGGAGACUUCUCACAACGUCCUUGGGGCCUAGCGGGAGCCUUUACGUGACCAAAUACUUCAUUGCCUGCUGACCCAGAGCGGGAGGGCAAGCUCGUGGGUCCGCCGCCAUCUGGGGCGUCUCCAUUUGGACCUCGGCGCACGGAGAACAGCCUGGCAGGCCGCUCUCCUCGGGUUCGAAAUGACCCCAUCGUUUUGGAGGUGGGGAAGGCGUUCGCUUCUGUCUGUCCGACCUCAGAUUCCACAGAGGAAAGUUCUUCGGUUUAGACCCCCGGCCCCUGCAAUUCAAUGAUCACACCAGCAAACGGCUGUUUUAAAGAGUGGGAUGUACGCAUUUUAGUUUCCUUGUAAUAAAUGUUUUCUGAACGUUUG
Messenger RNA from Monodelphis domestica (gray short-tailed opossum), 3344 nucleotides. It is a transcript of the gene UBP1, whose product is annotated as upstream binding protein 1. Gene Ontology annotation, cellular component: nucleus. NCBI's taxonomy places the organism in Eukaryota, Metazoa, Chordata, Mammalia, Didelphimorphia, Didelphidae. Gene Ontology annotation, biological process: regulation of transcription by RNA polymerase II. The record is from RefSeq and is a predicted model, not a curated record. Gene Ontology annotation, molecular function: DNA-binding transcription activator activity, RNA polymerase II-specific; RNA polymerase II cis-regulatory region sequence-specific DNA binding.